Messenger RNA from Boleophthalmus pectinirostris (great blue-spotted mudskipper), 2629 nucleotides. It is a transcript of the gene notchl, whose product is annotated as notch receptor, like. The record is from RefSeq and is a predicted model, not a curated record. The coding region runs from base 76 to 2469 and encodes 797 amino acids. Gene Ontology annotation, cellular component: membrane. Gene Ontology annotation, molecular function: protein binding. Gene Ontology annotation, biological process: multicellular organism development; Notch signaling pathway; cell differentiation. NCBI's taxonomy places the organism in Eukaryota, Metazoa, Chordata, Actinopteri, Gobiiformes, Gobiidae. The transcript is spliced from 11 exons.
CCCGCUCUGGUCCUGGUCCCGCUCUGGUCCCGGUCUGGUCCUGGUCCUGGUCCUGGUCUGGAGCCUCGGGGGGACAUGUCGGGCCGUUGGUCCCUGAGGACGCUCCUUCUCCUGGGGCUGAGCUGGAGCGGCCAAGCUGUGUCCAGUGACCCCUGGGGCCAGUGUCCCGUCAGCAGGAAGUGUAAGGACAAGUUUGGAGACGGCAACUGUGACAAAGAGUGUAAAGAACCCGAGUGUCUGAGGGACGGAUUCGACUGUGUCCCGGAGCGGCCGGUCUGCAAUCCAGGCCACAUCCAGUACUGCCGAAACCACUACGGAAACUCCCACUGUGACCACGGCUGCGACAGCGCCCCCUGCGGGUGGGACGGGGGAGACUGCAUGUCCCAGCAGACGCCCGUGUGGGCGAAGGGGACGCUCCUGGUGCACACCCGCCUCCCGCUCUCCCAGGGCACGUUCACAAACUCGUCCGUGCUGUGGGCCCUCAGCGUGGUGCUCCAGGCCCCUCUGAAGCUGAGGGGGGCCGCUCCCUUUGGCCCCUCCAGAGACCUGUUCCACUACGGCCCCGGGCAGCUGGAGGAGAUCCUCAAACAGACCACGGACAGCGACGCAAACGGUUCUCUGGUGGCUCUGCAGGUGGAUAACCGUCCGUGCUCGUCGGUUCCGUCCUCCUGUUUUCCGUACAGCACUGAGGCGGCCUCCUUCAUUCGUGCCGCGCUCCAGCUGCAGCCUGCGCUCAGAGGGACCCUCCCCGAGCUGCAGAGCGUCAUCGGCCUCAGGGGCCUCAGGGAGGAGCUGGGGAGCCGCGACCAGGAGGAGCCCGGCGUGGAGGUCAAAGCCCCCAUGGCGUCGUGGAUGUGGGCGGUGGUCGCCGUGGCGCUGGCCGUGCUCUUGCUGCUGUGCGUGGCGGUGCUGGUGGUGAUGAGGAGGGUGAGGCAGCGGGCGCACUCAGGGGCCGCCCACAGCGCCGCCCAAGGGCCCCGCGGCCUCUCCAUGAGCGCCCGCCCCACCAAGACCAAAGCCCCGGUGUGGGGGGGUCCGGGCCCCGUCCAGGACCCCAGAGUCCACUCGACCAGGGACAGGGACAAACUGGGCCUGAGGAAGAAGAAGAAGGCGAAGGAGGCGGAGAAGAGGCGGAGACGUGAGCCGCUGGGGGAGGACGCCAUGCGCAUGAGGCCUCUGAGGCGGGAGCAGGACAUCGGCAGUGACACGGACGUGACUCAGAGCUCCAUGGAGGACAUCAGCCGCUGCUCCAAACGCCACGAGGCCUUCAUCUGCGACCACCGCAGCCCAGGAGACAGGGCCUACAGGGGGGCAGGGGGACAGGGACGCGCCCCCUCACAGGCGCCACCUAGAGGCUGGGACAGAAACGCGAUGCCUCCUCCUCUGCUCAGUCCCCCUCAGCACUCUGCAGAGUGGUGCGGCCCGGACGGAUCGGUGGUGCUGAUCCGAGCGGUCAGGAGCGGCCUGGACCGAGUCGUGCUGGAGCUGCUGAGAGCGGGAGUCCCGGUCAACAACACUGACCACACAGGGAGGUCGGCGCUGCACUGGGCAUGCUCAGUAAACCACCUGUCUUUGGCGAGGACCCUGAUCCGCUACGGAGCCGCUGUGGACCUCCAGGACAACAAGGGUGAAACGGCGCUCUUCUUGUCCGCGCUGCACGGUUGCUACGACACCGCCAGGCUCCUCCUCCUCCACGGCGCCAACCUGGACCUCCGGGACAGACGGGGGCGCCACGCGGUGGACGCGGCUCAGGAGGGGAUGCACCACCAGAUCCUGGAGAUGCUCCUGUCGCACCAGAUGCAGAGGAGGCCGACCGCGGUGCAGGACAGCAGCUGCGACGUGCUGUGGGACGACCGCGCUGUGGCGUAUCCCUCCUGCUCGUGGGGGGGCGCUCAAGGUCUGCCCGGCAGGAGCGCCUCCUUCUCCGGCACCAUCGGAGCUCUGCCCCCCAGUGAUUGGUCGCCCGGCAGAGUGCAGUACCCCUCCCCUCACACCUGGAGGCCCCAGAUCAACCAAUCAACAACAGCCUUAGUCCCUCCCCGGAUCAUGGGCCGCUCCCCUCGACCAAUCAGCACGCUGCAGGAAGUGACAUCAGAGGACGAGGACCGCGAAAGGCCUCAGGACGUCCCCCGGGCCAUAACGCCUCACUUCCUGUCCCCUCAGCCCGCCCCCCGCCAGCGCUCCUUCUCCUGUACCCAGCAUGCCCUGCAGCGACGCCCCAGCGCCCCGCAGCCGGAGCCCAACUACGUCAUCGUGACGCCGCCGGCAGCCAACGAGCACGCGGAGAGAGCCCCGGCCCCGCCCUCGGACACCGGCGUCCAAUCGCACGGCCCCGCUGCACACGCCGAGAACUUACACAGGGCGGAGCCGGCGGCAGCGAGCCCCGCCCACCCCGAGCAGAAGAGCCGGGAGAGGCCCCAGAGCCACGGGGGCCCCACACACGGGGACCCCACACAGACGGCCCUCUGAGCCUCCCGCGGCGAACUGUACGGCCCUGCCAACUCCUGCUCCUGCCAACUCCUGCCCCUGACAACUCCUGCCCCUGCCAACUCCUGCCCCUGACAACUCCUGCUCCUGCCAACUCCUGCUCCUGCCACGUCCCGCUCCUGCCACGCCCUGCCCCUGCCAC